Molecule: messenger RNA, 984 nt
Organism: Hyaloscypha bicolor E
Lineage: Eukaryota; Fungi; Ascomycota; Leotiomycetes; Helotiales; Hyaloscyphaceae
Exons: 3
Coding region: 1-984 (327 amino acids)
Source: RefSeq, a predicted model, not a curated record
AUGCCAACCCUCUUCAACCCCAAGACUCACCUCUCAUAUGUCAAGCCAACUGCCGUUCACACCAUGAAGAGCUUCGGACUUCCCGAUAUUGGUGUCGCUCCCAUCGCAGCGUCUGAGCCCUUCCAGCUGUUCAGCCCGGAAGCGGUUGAUAUCAUGAGAAAAGAGGCUCUUUCCGACAUUGUCCAGGAGAAGCAUUUCUUUGGCUGCGAUCUCGCGCCAUUUCAGCUUCGUGGCUAUGCCGCUGAACACGCCAAGUUCUCCUUCGAAGCGUGGAGCCACCCCGACGUUACCAGGAUUGUCUCAGAGAUUGCCGGCGUCGACCUCGUUCACAACAUUGACUACGAAAUUGGACAUAUCAAUGUCUCCAUCCCAGGAAAGAGACUUGAUCACGAGACUGUCCCCGAGAAAGAGAGGGAUGCGGUUGUUGGUUGGCACAAGGACAGCUAUCCAUUUGUCUGUGUUCUCAUGUUGAGUGACACGGCCGGGAUGGUAGGUGGCGAGACGGCGAUCAAGACGGGCACGGGUGAAAUCAAGAGAAUUCGCGGUCCACAGAGAAAGGGAUGUGCCGUGGUCAUGCAAGGCCGCUACCUUGAUCAUGCAGCUUUGCCUACCCUCGGUGGCCAAGAGCGAAUCACCAUGGUUACCUCAUACCGCCCUCGUUCCCCAUUUGUCCGGGACGACACCCGCCUUACAACCGUACGACCCACUUCCCACCUGCCCUCCCUGUAUGGACAGAUCCUCGAGUAUCAACUUGAGAACACCGAGGCUCGAGUCCGUCAUAUGUUGAAGAUGAUCAGGGAGGAUAUGCGGGCUGACCGGGUUAACGUGAAGGCCGUCAAGCAGUUCCUUGGUUUUGAGAUCGCUCAGCUAAGGAUUCUUAACAAGGAGGUUGUGGAGGAACGCUUUGUCAAGAAGGGCCAUGUUGCGGAGGCCGUUGCUGCACAGCGAGCAGCGGAGGAAGCGGAGAGAAAGCAGUGUGAGUGA